UGUAAAACUGCCUUUCUCUAUCUCUAUUUGUCUUAUCUUUCAACUUCAAGUUUUCUUCCACUCCUUCAAUUCUUCUCCUGAAGAAAUUAAGCAUUAAUAAUGGCAGCCUGCUUAUGCCAAACAAGUGCAACCCUCGACGAAGAUGCAAUGGUACUCUUUUCAACCUCUAACUCACCACAAGGUUCAAACAGCCCCUCCUCUUCUUCAUUCUACCAUUCAUCACCUCAAUCACAUCAAUCCCAACCCACUUACAAGCUAAAGGUAAGGAAUCUGUCCUAUUCAAUUCAUCACCAAAGCUCAAUUGGAGUGAAGAAGCCUAAGCACAUCAACAUACUCAACUCUGUUUCUUUCACUGCUAGGAGUUCAGAGAUCCUUGCAGUUGUUGGCCCAAGUGGUGCAGGGAAGUCCACUCUUCUCCAGAUCAUCUCUGGUCGGGUUAGUGAGAGCCAAUUUGAUCCGAAAAGUCUCUCUCUUAAUGAUCAGUACAUAACUAGUCCAACUCAGUUGCGAAGGAUAUGCGGGUUCAUCAGGCAAGAGGAUAAUCUGCUUCCCCUGCUCACUGUUAAGGAGACAUUGAUGUUCAGUGCCAAGUUUAGGCUUAGAGGGCUGAAUUCAAAAGAGCAAGAACAGAGGGUUGAGUACCUAAUGCAAGAACUGGGAAUCCUUCAUGUUGCAGAUAGCUUUGUUGGAGAUGAAGAAACCAGAGGAAUAUCCGGUGGUGAAAGGAAACGUGUAUCAAUAGGGGUUGAAGUGAUUCAUGACCCACCGAUUUUACUGCUAGACGAACCCACUUCAGGCCUUGACAGCACAUCGGCAUAUCAAGUGAUUGAGCUGCUUUCUUCCAUGGCAAAAGCAAAGCAGAGAACUGUCAUUCUAAGUAUCCAUCAACCUAGUUAUAGAGUUCUUAGAUAUAUCUCUGAAUUCUUGAUUCUCUCUCGUGGUUCAGUUGUCCACAGUGGUAGCCUAGAAUUUCUCGAAGAAGUCAUUAACCAAACAGGAUACAAAAUCCCUGAUCAACUAAACCCUUUAGAAUUUGCCAUGGAGAUUAUCACCCCCUUGGAAAAUUCAAAUCACAGAAGUUUCAUGACUGCUGAAGAAGACAAGGUACCAUCUUCUUACUUAAUGUGGCCAGAAGAAUCUGAUAUUCAACCAACAUUUGAUGAUAGGGAAAUAAGUUGUUGCAAUUAUUGGAUACUGCUUGAGGUACUCUCUCUUUGUCUGAGAUUUUGCAAAAUUAUUUAUAGAACCAAACAGUUAUUCUUGGCAAGAACAAUGCAGGCACUAAUUGGUGGUUUUGGGUUGGGUAGUGUUUUUUUAAAGUUGAAUAGAGAUGAAGGUGGAGUUGCUGAGAGGUUAGGUCUGUUUGCUUUCAGUCUUAGCUUUCUCCUAUCUUCCACAGUUGAAGCAUUACCCAUAUACUUGCAAGAACGGAGUGUUUUAAUGAAGGAAGCUUCAAGGGGCGCUUAUAGGAUUUCCUCCUACAUGAUUGCCAACACCAUCAUCUUUGUGCCCUUCUUGCUUGCAGUUGCUGUUCUUUUUGCUGUGCCUGUUUACUGGCUUGUUGGACUCAAUCCUACCUUUAGUGCUUUCGCAUUCUUCAUUUUCAUAGUUUGGCUGAUUGUCUUAAUGGCGAGUUCCUUAGUACUCUUUCUAAGUGCUGUAUCUCCAGACUUCAUCUCUGGUAAUUCUCUCAUAUGCACUGUUCUUGGAGCCUUCUUCCUUUUCUCUGGAUAUUUCAUUCCCAAGGAGAGCAUCCCAAAAUAUUGGUUAUUCAUGUACUAUGUUUCCCUCUACAAGUAUCCCUUGGAUGCCCUACUCAUCAAUGAAUACUGGAGCAUUAGAGAAGACUGUUUUUCUACGCAAGCGCAAGACAAUUCAAAGUGUUUGCUCACAGGAAGAGAUGUUCUGAGGAGUAGAGGAUUAGAUAAGGAUACUAGAUGGAUGAAUGUGGGAAUCAUGUUUGGCUUUUUCUUGUUUUAUCGUGUGCUCUGUUGGAUUGUCCUUAGCCGUAGGGCUGCAAAAACAAUGCUCUAGCCAUGGUUUUUAUGACGAUUAAUGAUCAUAAAUGUGUUGAUAUAGUCCUUAAGAACUGAUGUGUAGGUUUUCACAUUAUCAUCAAAUAAGUUCCUAAACCCAGAAAUAAAAAGCCUUUCUAACCAAUCUUUGUUC
This is a messenger RNA of Telopea speciosissima, 2169 nucleotides long. Its product is annotated as ABC transporter G family member 23. Bases 100 to 2034 code for a protein of 644 amino acids. Gene Ontology annotation, cellular component: membrane. The record is from RefSeq and is a predicted model, not a curated record. The transcript has a single exon. Lineage: Eukaryota; Viridiplantae; Streptophyta; Magnoliopsida; Proteales; Proteaceae. Gene Ontology annotation, molecular function: ATP binding; ATP hydrolysis activity; ABC-type transporter activity.